CGGUGGACGCUGUAUAGUUAUAAUUUAAAAAAUCAGUUUGUAUUCAACCUUGCGGUUAAUAAGUUAAUUCCGACCCUAAUUUUUUAACUUACAGAAUAAUGAUUUAUAAAAGUAUUAUUGUAUUAAUGCUGACGUUUAAUAUUUGUCACAGUGCACCUAGUAUUAACAAGAUCGAUUAUAUCAAUGUAAAUUCUGAAUUAACAGAUGAUUUGGAAAACUGGAUGUCUCUAUUAUCAAAAGAACUUCGCACUAUUCCACUGAACCUUUUAGCAAUACCUGGCUCCCAUGAUAGUUUUACCGUAGACAUAACAAAGGACUCCGAUGUUUCACCAGAUGGAGAGGAUAUUUUAAAAAAACUUGAUUUUUUAACUAUAGUUAGAACGAUUAUGGCAAAUUGGUCCAAAACGCAAGGAUACAAUGUUUUAGAACAACUCAAGGCUGGAAUAAGAUUCUUUGAUCUCAGAUUAUGCAGAAAUUAUAAAGAUGACAAAUUGUAUUUUUGCCACUCCAUGUAUUCAACUGAAGUGACGGCGGUCUUGUCAGAUAUGGUUUCAUUUCUGGAAAGCCAUCCCAAAGAGGUCGUUAUCCUGGAUUGUCAACAUUUUUACAAUUUUACGACGGCAACUCACGACGAAGUUAUACAGCUCUUAAAGGUUACCUUUAACGAUAAACUGGUUCCAUUUCAAUCUACUAUGUCUUCUAUCACCUUGGAGAAUUUGGCUGAACAAAAAAAACAGGUUUUAGUCAUCUAUAGAGAUCAAAAGCAGGCAAACCAAGAUUUGUUAUGGCCCAGCACUAGCUUUCCUACUCCUUGGUACGACACUAUGAACACUAGCAAUUUAAUAACCGAUUUAAACAGUGGAUUGCAAAGCAGAUCCUAUAGUAGUGGCUACAUAAGUCAACUUGUUUUAACACCUAGUGUUGAUGACUAUUUGCAAAACCUUUUAACUACAUUAAAGAAAAAAUGUGCAGUAGACUUUGCUGCUUUAAGAACAGAAUGGAUUAGGAACCAAACUGCCGGUCAAAAUGGAGUUAACAUUAUCAUAGCAGAUUUUAUCGAUAUUAAUGACAAUGAGUUUAGUAAAGCGGUGAUCAGUUUAAACACAGGAAUCGAUACCGCAAAAGUUCAUAAUUACGGAUUAAUUUAUGAAACUAAGAGACUUCUUUCAUCGUUGAAAUAUGUUCUAAAACUUAUUAAAUAAAUAAAAGAAAAAUGUAAUUAUUGUAAAUAAUAAUAUAAAAAAUAUAUAAUAAAUAUGUAAUAAAAAUAUGUAAUAAAUAAUAUAAAAAAUAUGUAAAUAUACUAAGUCUCAAAGUAUUAAUAGAAAAACAAAAAAAUAUAAUAAAAACACUAUAAACCUAA
Anthonomus grandis grandis is the source of this 1363-nucleotide messenger RNA. Its product is annotated as PI-PLC X domain-containing protein 3-like. The record is from RefSeq and is a predicted model, not a curated record. Gene Ontology annotation, biological process: lipid metabolic process. Gene Ontology annotation, molecular function: phosphoric diester hydrolase activity. The coding region runs from base 99 to 1202 and encodes 367 amino acids. Lineage: Eukaryota; Metazoa; Arthropoda; Insecta; Coleoptera; Curculionidae. The transcript has 6 exons.